Messenger RNA from Adineta steineri, 10239 nucleotides. The record is from the annotation of a GenBank genome assembly. Lineage: Eukaryota; Metazoa; Rotifera; Eurotatoria; Adinetida; Adinetidae.
AUGAAAACAAUGAUGGAAUUGGCUUUAUUACAAAAGGUUCAAGAGCAAGAAAUGAUGCUUUCACCAGCAUCACUAGCUAUUCCUGCUGCUGGGUGUUCGCAAGGUGCUGUAUCUUUCGCACAAGAACGGAUAUGGCUUGAUGAAAAGAUCCAUCACGAUCCAUCAAUAUCACCUGCCAUGCAUAAUUUUGUUCUACCUUUGGUGAUUAAGCAUGGUUCAAUGUCAAUUGAGCGCAUUCGUUCGACUGUUGUUGCUGUUAUUGAACAGCACGAAAUACUUCGAACAGCAAUUUACUUCGAUAAAAAUCGUAACAUGUUGGUCCAAGCAGUACAAUCUGUGGACAACAAUGACGCUUACUCCUUUGAAAUAACAGCAAACGAUAUACAAGGUUUUGAUGAAAUUGCUGAUCUACUUAGAAAUGAAUCGGCCAAGCAUUUUGCUGAAUUAGAACAUGGUUUAGUUGUUCGUUGUCAUCUAGUUAAGGUGGGAUCUGACGAUGACAUGGACAAAUUAUAUCCUCAAGAUUUGAUUAUUUUCAUAUUUCAUGGUGUAGCAUUCGAUUAUAAUUCUAUUAAUCCGUUCCUUGUUGCUUUUACAAAAGCAUACGAUCAAAUGGAACUGGAUUUUGAAAGGUUACAGUAUAUCAGUUUCAGUCUAUGUGAGCGUCAACAAUUCAUUAAUAUCCCCAAAGAUUCCCAAAUACGAAGAGCUCAACAGUUUUGGUCAAAACUGAUGGAUGACUACAGCCUUGAUGUAAACUAUCCGACACCAUUUACGCGCCCAUUCGACACAAAAAAGCGUUCUGGAGAAGGGCAUAGCACAUCAUUUAUACUGGAUUCGACUCUUGUAAAAGCUCAAAUGGAAUUUGCAUCGCUGCAUGGUUUGUCUAUGUUUCAUACAGCAUUAGCGUGCUUCUUUCUCUUUAUUUAUGAACUCAAUGAUGGUACUAUUAGUGACUUGUGUGUGACCUGUCCUACAGAAAAUCGAUCAUUCGUUGAUACAAAACGCAUGAUUGGUACGUUUGCGAAUUUAUUACCAUAUCGUAUCAAAAUUAAUGCAAAUGAAAGCUUUAUUAACUUGGUACAGCGAAUUUGUCAACUGGACAUGGACAUUCUUAAUCACUGUCAACUACCUUAUCAACAGAUCAUCAAGGGUAAUACGGAGUUAUGUUCAAGCAAGAUUCCGUUACAUUUUCAAUAUGAAGAAACUCACUCUUCUUCAACUAGUGAAAUAAAAUCGAUAGCCAAAACAAAUGAUGCAAUAUUAAGUUUAUAUACUGAACAACCUUGGCUAUAUGGCAAUGGUAUUGCUUCGCAUGAUAUGAAUCUAAAAAUAAUUCAUAAUCAGUUUAGCCAAACAACUUAUUGUAUUUUUGAAUGUAGCGCUGAUUGUUAUGAUGAAGUGACAGUAUCCAAUAUGGGUCGAUAUUUUCAGAAUCUACUUUCACAUAUCUUUACUGAAAAUACGAAAACUAUUGGAUUCGACCCAAUUUUUGAAAAAAUUGGAAACCUUUCUCUUUUACCAAUGAACGUUGAAAAUUUAUCAAACGUCAUCGAAUCACUACGACAUUUCUCCGAAAUAAAUGCUUUCAUUGAACAACAUAUGCCUAUGAUUGGUGCAAGCAUGUUCUGGCAUGAUGCUCUGCAUGAUUACAAACUAGAUCAAUCUCUCUUAUUGCCAUAUGAUCGAUAUCGACCUACAAAUGGAUAUCGAUCUGGUUUUGGAACAUCUGUUUCAUUCGAUUUAGAUCGAAAUCUUUGUGACACUUUCCUUUAUUAUACAUCUUCACAAAAUAUCUCACCAGAACAUCUGAUGUUGUCUAUGUAUUUUGUCUUUCUAUUUAAACUGACAAAUGGGGAAACAGAUCUAUGCAUUGGAAUGAACGUAGAUGGUCGAUAUAGAGAUGAACUUAGAUCAGUGAUUGGUAUGUUUGUCAAUGCUAUUCCCUUGCGAUGUCAACUAGAUCCACAAUGGUUUCUACAUGAACUUGUUAAACAUGUUCAAGAGAUACUAACCAACAGUCGCAAAUACUCUUAUUUUCCUCUUCAACGUAUCCUUGAUCAACAUCCACAUGCUUCGAAACCUGCAUUUCUUGAUACAUCAUUCGAGUUCAUGCGAUAUUCACCACAAGAUCUUGGCAAAGACAUGACUAUAGGUCACAGUCAUCUCUCUAUAAUGCCUAUUUCGAUCAAGAUUAGUGACAAUGAUAUCAUGAACAAGUUUGACUUCAUCCUUAGUAUUCAGCACGAUUUCGAUAUGAAUCAACUCUCUUGUACAAUCAAUGCAUCACUUGACUUAUUCAAUCGACAGACAGUGGAGAAGAUUUCACAACGAUUUCAUUUCAUCUUACAUCAAUUAUCUGCAUCUAUGAUUGAUAAUCAAAUGAAGAAACCUAUCUAUGAAAUAUCAUUAACAUUAUCAAACGAACAAUAUCUAAUGGAAUCGUUGAAUAAUACACAAGUAUCAUUUUCAUCUCCAGUCACUUGUAUUCAUCACGAAUUUGUAUUUCAAGUAAUGAAACAUCCACAAAAACUAGCUGUUGAACUAGACGAACAAUCAUUAACAUAUUGUGAACUUCUAUAUUAUGUUCAAGUGUUAUCGUUAACUCUUCUUAAUGAAUAUCUUAUCACUCCAGGUGAAAUAGUUUGCCAAUGUGUUGAGAGAAGUUUGUCGAUGGUGAUUGGUAUCAUGGCAAUUGAAAUGGUUGGUAGUGUUUAUUGUCCAUUGUCGCCUCGAGAUCCAGAGCAGCGUUUACAUGCAUUUGUACAACGAACUCAAAGUCGUCUUGUUCUUGUUCAUUGGCUGACGAAAAUGAAAUUUAACAAUGAUAGUCUUACGACUAACAUUCAUUCAAUACUCGCUAACAAUGAUGUAAUGAGUGAUAUUGAUGCUGAUCGACUAUCAGGUAUUACAGUAACGCCUAGUGACAUUGCUUAUAUCAUUUUUACUAGUGGUUCAACUGGAAUACCAAAAGCGAUUCAAGCACGCCAUGAAAAUCUCAUUCAUUUCAUGAACUCAUUAGUCAGACUCGACGUAUUCAAUAAAGAUGAUACUGUAGUUCAGAUCGGACGAUGUUCAUUUGACAUUCAUGUUCAAGAAAUACUUGGCACUUUGAUGCAUGGAGCUUCAUUGGUUAUGGUUCGUCCAGGAGGAACACUAGACUUUGACUAUCUCUCCAAUAUCGUACAGAUGAAACAAAUUACAUAUAUGUUCAUGGUUCCAAGUUUACUUCAAAGCUUUUUCACAUUUAUCGCACAAUCUAGCAAGAUAACUACUUCAAAAUAUUUUCGAUCACUUUGUGGUGGCGGCGAACCAUUCUCUGUUAAACUAAGUACUUUAAUCGCAAAUAAUAGUGUGUCAGAGUAUAAUGUAUGGAAUUACUACGGUCCUGCAGAAAUAACAAUCGCCUGUACAUUUCAUCUUAUUGAUGUUAAAGUUAAUUCUAGCAGCAUUCCAAUUGGUAGAUCACCUCCUAACUAUCAAUGCUUGAUUUUAAAUAAAUUUUUACAAAGUACAUCUAUUAAUCAAGAAGGAGAAUUAUUUGUUGGAGGUAUGGGUGUCUUUGCUGGUUAUCUUGGGCAUGACGAUUUAACUUCAAAAGCUCUUCUUGAAAUAGAUGGUCAACUAUUUUAUCGAACAGGUGAUCUUGUUACAAUAGAUAACAAUGGUCUUCUCCAUUUUCAAGGAAGAAAAGAUCAUCAAAUCAAACUUCAUGGACAACGAAUUGAACUUGGUGAAAUCGAACGAUGUUUACUUAACAUCACAUCCAUAUCUGCUUGUGUUGUCAUAAAAUAUAAUGAAGAUCACCUAGUAGCUUAUGUUCAAUCUUCUCAUGUCAAUGAAGAACAACUACGUCAACAUUGUCAAUCUAAUCUUCCACCACAUAUGAUUCCAUCUUUCUUUAUCAUUCUUGAUAAACUACCGUUGAAUCAAAAUGGAAAAAUAGAUCGAAAACUACUUCCAUCACCUCACUAUCCAUCGUCAACUAUACCAUCGCUAAGAGAACUUGACACACCAGUCAGUCAAAUGGAAAAGAAUGUGUAUGAUAUUUGGUGCCAGGUGUUGGAGCAUAAUGGACGAUCUAUAUCAACAACAUCAAACUUCUUUACUAUCGGGGGUCAUUCUCGUUUAUUUAUUGAACUUUAUCAUCGUUAUCAAACUAUCUUUGGUUUCGAUAGUCGUACAUUAUCUAUUAGUCCGUUUCUUGAACAACCAACUAUUCAACAGCAUGCAAAGUUAUUAAAGGCAGUCACAACUGAUAAUAUUCGAAGGGAACAAUGGUGUUCUCUGCACAUUAAUCGAAGUAUGGCAUCAUUUGCUCAAGAACGUAUAUUUCUGGAUGAACAAAUUCGAUUCUCUAAUAAACAUAUUUUCUAUAAUAAUUUUGUUGCACUACGAGUUACUGAAGGUGUCUUAUCAACAAGUCGAGUACUACAAGCUCUCCAACUGGUUUUGAGGAAACAUGAAAUAUUGCGUACUUCACUCGUGUUUAAUAAUGAUGAUAGUACACUACACCAAUAUGUCACUGACAAUCACAAGACAUUUACAUUUCUUGAUCAGCAAACUUUCGAGAGUGACAAUGAACUUCAAAAUAUUAUUUAUCGAACGGUUAUCAAUCCUGAUCUGUUCGAUUUGUCAAGUGGUCGAGUUUUUAGUUGUCAGAUAUUUCAACAGCAGAAGACUACACAUGAGACUGCUCACACAGACUCUCUUGACAAGUAUGAUGUUCUUGUAUUAUAUUUCCAUCAUGCAGCAGUUGAUGGAACUUCUAUACCAAUCCUGUUGAAUGGUUUCUAUAAUGCUUAUAGUAAUAACAUGACAGUUUCACUUGAUGAACAAUCAGUGAAAUAUAUUGAUUAUGCUGUUUAUGAACGGAUUAUGGAUAUGACAUCAUCUCGUAACUUCUGGUAUUCUCAACUAGAAAGAUUUAAUCUCCAACGUGCAUUAAAGCUACCAGUUGAUAGACACCGUUUGUCCGCUGCUCAACGAUCUAGCUUGGCGUCGGUAGCUCAGAUCUCUUUUGACAAGGAGCUGUCGAUGAUAUUUCUCAAUUAUGCUUCCUUACAUCAGAUUACACCUUUUCAGCUUGGUUUGACUGCAUUUUACGUGUUUCUCUUCAAAUUAACUCAUGGAGAAACUGAUUUAUGCAUUGCAUCUCUUAAUGCUAAUCGAUAUGGAAGUGAAUUAGAAAAUAUGAUCGGUAUGUUUGUUUCAACGUUACCAUAUUGUGUACAACUCAAUUCUCAUUGGUCAUUUGAUGAACUUGUGAAACAUGUUCAAGAAAAGUGCUUAUCAAUUCUUAAGCAUUCUCAUUAUCCACUUCAGCAUAUACUUACUGAUUUUCGACUUAAUCAAUUGGAUGUUCCAUUUCUUGAGCUCGUAUUUAAUUUCUUACCGGUGUCUACAAACAUUGAUCGAUAUUCUAUAGAUAAUGUAUGCUUAGAGCAAGUGUCAAUCGAACAAGCAGAUGAAAUUUCUCAGUUUGACUUCUCAACAAUGUUCCUAUACAAUCCGACAUCAGAUGAUCAUAAACUUUCCUGUCGAUUCUCCUGUUCGCAUGAUUUAUUUGACAACACCACUGUUAAAACAAUAGCGCAACGAUUUCAGCAUCUCCUAUCACAAUUAUUUUUGACAAACUCAAAUGGCAUGGAAAACAAUCUAUCUAUUAAGUCUAUCAAAAAUUUGUCUUUGAUAUUGCCUGAAGAAGCGGAUGAAAUAUAUACAUUAUCAUUAGAUCGCGUGAUAGGCGUUACUACAGAAGCACCAGCAUCAUUUGCACAAGCUCGUAUUUGGCUUGACGAAAGAAUUCGAUUCGAUACAGACAAGCCUCAAACAGCAAUCUAUAAUAUGCCUUUUGUUUAUCAUCUUCAAUCAGAUCAUACUUUAUCCAUUACACAACUUCGUCGUGCUCUUCAUCUCACUGUUAACAAACAUCCCUUACUUCAUACAUCUCUUCCUUUCGACAUCCAAAAGAAUCUACUUAUGCAACGAGUUAUUACUGAUGAUGAUAAAAAUAAUAAUAUGUUUUCAAUCAUCGAAACUAUUUAUGAAACAGAUGAACAACUCAAUGAGAUUUUACACGACGAGAAACGUAAUCCUCAUCUUUUUGAUCUUGCUCAAGGUCUCGUGAUUGGUAUAAUGGGAAUUGAAAUGGCUGGUGGUGUUUAUUGUCCAUUGUCACCUCGAGAUCCGGAACAUCGUUUACAUGCACUUACAAAACAAACACAAAGUCGUCUUGUUCUUGUUCAUCAUUUUACAAUGAAUAAGCUGAAUGAUAAUAUAAUUUCACUCAAUACUGAGUUAGUAUUCACUGACAACUAUUUGAAAUGUGAUACUGAUGUUGAACAACUAUCAAGUAUAAACGUCACAUCCGACAAUAUAGCUUACAUCACUUUCACAAGUGGUUCAACUGGUGUUCCUAAAGCGAAUUUUAAUGAUAAUCCUUUAGUUACACUGAGAUCGCUUGCAAUUGGCGGUGAAACUGUCUCUCACAAACUGGUAUAUCAUCUCAAUCACUACGUGCAGGAGACAUGCUACAUGUGGGAUGUAUAUGGACCGGCUGAAACAACAAUGUUAUCGACAUUUUAUCUUAUUGACUCCAUCUGUGGUCAUUUGGACGUUCCUAUAGGUAGCCUUCUUGCUAAUUACCAAUGCAAGGUAUUUGAUGUAUACUUACAACCUGUUUCUAUUGGCGAAGAAGGUGAACUAUUUGUAGGAGGAGUAGGUGUGUUUGCUGGAUAUCUUGGACGUGACGAUUUGACCGCAAAAGCUCUUGUUGAAAUAGGUGGUCAACUAUUUUAUCGAACAGGUGAUCUUGUUACAAUAGAUAACAAUGGUCUUCUUCAUUAUCAAGGAAGAAAAGAUUAUCAAAUCAAAUUACGUGGUCAAAGAAUUGAACUUGGUGAAAUCGAACGAUGUUUACUUAACAUUACAUCUAUAUCUGCUUGUGUUGUUAUGAAAUGGAAUGAUGAUUAUUUAGUUGCUUAUGUUCAGUCUUCUCAUACCAAAGAAGAACAACUACGUGAACAUUGUCAAUCUCAUCUUCCAUCACAUAUGAUACCAUCCAUAUUUAUUGUUCUUGAUAAACUACCUCUGAAUCAAAAUGGAAAAAUAGACAGAAAACAUCUACCAACACCUAAUUUUUCAUCGUCAACCGAUAAUAUUGAUGGUAAUAUGCCACACACUACUUUAGAAGAACAGUUACAAGAUAUAUUUAGUCAAGCUUUCCAUAUUGAAUCCCCUCAUGUUGAUGUUUCUUUUGGUCAACUUGGUGGAACGUCAUUGGGUGCUAUCCUUGCACUUACAUUGAUUCGUCAACAAAUCUGUAAUAAAGUUGACAUUGGUCUUCUGUUUACUAAUCCGUCUAUUCGAAAAUUGGCUAAAGUUAUAGCACCUUUAUUAAUUUUCGAAGAACUAGAAGAGACAGCUUCCACAGUUAACGAAUAUCAUGAAAUACAUGAUCAUCUUGCACCUUCAUUUGUCAUCGAAUCUUUAGGUGUUAUGCUUCUUGUUUGCCAGUGGUUGUUACCAAUCAUGAUCAUUCAUCGAUGGUGCCCACUUCUUUUUCCUAUCUUACCAGUAUGUCAUCUGCUAUUCUAUAUCAUAUGUUCACGUCUACUUUCACCGCAAAAAAUCAAAGAUGACAAUAUUUUCUCUUGGAACUAUUAUCGUUGGUGGUUUUUAGAUCGAGUAUGGAGUAAUAAUACAUUUUGGCUGCAACAUAUACUUGGUACACCAUUGUAUAAUUGUUACCUUCGUCUUUGCGGCGCUCGAGUUAGUCUUAAUGCACAUAUUUAUACCAUAACUAUGGAUGCUCCAUGGUUGUUAGAUAUUGAUGAUGGAACUUGGAUUGCUGAUAAUACGACUCUAAACUGCUUAUAUUACAAUGAUAAUGAUACUUUUGCAUUAAAUUCAAUUAGAAUUGGCUGCUAUUGUUCCAUCAGUGCCCGAUCUAUUCUGUUUGGUGGAGUUGAUAUGCAAGAUAACAUUAUUGUUCAGCCUAUGUCAUCAGUUACUGGUUUCAUCGCAUCGCGAACGACUAUCGAUGGUGACGAACAAAAAUCAACUUCAUCAGAUAUCUCAAUCACACACAGUAAUCGAUUAUUAUCAACAUGGCACAAGAUCUAUCAAGUGAUUACAAUCAUCUCACUCAUCUGUAUUCAUUGUACACUUUUAUUCAUGGCCUACAAAGUUUAUUCAAUUGAACAAUUACCACUACUUAUUAGUAUUGCGUUUUGCUGGACUUUGUGGUCAAUUCUUGCUUGCUUUGUCACUCUCUUUCUCUUAAAAUUUGUAGUUGGUUCUUGUGCUGCUGGUGAGACAUAUCCAUUUGGGUCGUGGUCAUAUUUACAUAAGGUGUGGUUUCGUCAAUUAAUUGUAUCUAGUUUUCAUCAUGCAUGGUCACUACCAAUUCUAUACGAUCAUCUUUUCCCUUUUAUUCUUCGUUGGCUAGGUGCUCAAGUUGAAGAUGAUGUCAAACUCGUCCGUAUACAUACCUUCUUGUCUUAUCCAACAAAUCUGUUGAAAAUUGAAACAGGAGUCACUGUUUUUGGUUACGUUUUAUUAGUUCCUACUGAGAUGACACUUGAGGGUGACCAUCGUGUAGAUUAUAUAACACUCGGAUCUCAUACAAAUCUUGGUAACAUGUGCUCAAUUUUGCCGGGUAGCCAUCUUGCAUCUCAUACUAUGGUUGGCAAUUUAACACGAAUUACUCGAGAAACAAUCAGCAACAACAGAGAUGUUUUCAUUGGUGUUCCAGCUAGUGCUAUGCCAUUUCAAAUGCCCAUUAGAGAAGCGACAGAUGAUCAAAUUAAAACUACUCCGUUUUGGAAGACAUGCUUUUCUCAUUAUAUUAGCAAAUGUCUUCUCACAGGUAUCUAUUGGUCAUGUGGUCUUAUUGGUGGACCAAUUCUUCACACAAUAAUUGUAUGCAGUUUCGAUCGAUGGCAUUUAUAUACAGAUAAUGAAAUAAUCGAACAAAUAAUAAGAAGACUACAAGUAGAUCAUGAGAUUUUUAUUUGUACAUUUCUUGGCAAUACUCAGUGGCUAAUUCGGUUAUUUCGAGCAUAUGGUGCGAACAUCGGCAACAAUGUAAUCUUACCCGAUGUUUGCUCUAUUUUUGAUUACAAUUUGGUGACUAUCGGAGAUCAUGUUCGACUUAAUAUGAAUGCCAUUAUUGUGGGUCACACUUUCGAACAGCGUAUUUUGAAACUGGUUCCUGUUACAGUAGGCAACUCGUGCGUUCUUAUGAGUGGGUCAUUUGUAAUGUCGGGUUGUAAACUGAUGGGUAACAAUCGACUUUAUCCUUUUACACUCGUAAUGAAAAAUGAUUUAUUGCAAUCAAACACACAAUGGAAAGGACUUCCUGCACAAUCUUAUGUGGCAAAACCAAUAUUAUCUCGAUCUGUACCCAUUUGUGAUGAUAUCGUCAAAUGUGAACAAAAAUCUAAGAAUUUCGAUCGACUGUCUUUGUGGUAUGAACAAGUUUCAAAUGUCUAUAAGAAUGUCAAUGAACUACAAUUUAUGAAUUGGGGUUAUGCAGAUUUGGAUGAGCAUAUUGAUGACAAUACUGGUUACUAUUCGAAGAAACUUUAUCAACAAGUUCUUGCUAAUGUAACACUUACGGAUCAAAAUAUACUCGAAGUGGGUUGUGGCAGAGGUGCUGGUGCUGCUUGGUGUAUUCGUACAUAUGCUCCUCGAUCUUAUAUUGGAAUAGAUCCUUCUCGAGAUGUUAUUAAUCUAUGUCAACAAUAUUAUUCAACAAUUCAUCGACUCUCGUUUAUGAUAGCUGAUCCAAAAAUCCAUUUACCAUUUCAAAAUGAGUCAAUAAAUGUUGUUCUUUCGAUUGAAACAACAAACAUUUUUGAUGAAAGAGAAGUAGUGAAGAAAUUUGUCAAUGAAAUUACUCGUGUGCUUACUGCUGAUGGAUACUUUCUUUGGUGUGGCUUGUGUAAUGUGGAUGGUUCAAGUGUAUUGAUUGAUUAUUUAACAGCAAAUAAUGCAUUUAUUAUUAAAGAGAAGGUCAAUAUCACAAGAAAUGUUCUUCAUGCACUUGACAUGCAAAGUAACUCACGUGCUGAUUUUAUUGAGCGUUAUAUUCAACCUGCAGAUCAAGAAUAUUAUCGUCUAUUCGCUGGAUUGCCUGGCACUCAACUAUAUAAUAAUAUGCAACAAGGACAUGCAGAAUAUUAUCGAGUUGUAUUCCGCAAGAAGAUAAUAAAAAACACACUUCAUAUUUAA